CCAGCCUCGAUCUAUGAGAUAUUUUGUAAUGUUCUAUGGAAAUACUCGAGUAUGAGUUCGAAUACAAUUUGCGCUCCUUCACUCAGCGGCCCACCACGAUGGUCAAUUUCACUGGUCAGCGGGCUAGGCAGAAUCUACUAUGUGAAAUUUGAGCGGUACUCCGACUCCAGUGCAACCGAUCCUGAAUCAGACUGCCGACGACGGACCUUGGCCUCGAACGUGAAUGAAACAUAACGUGCAUCGACAUUCAUCACGUGAAUGUCCUAUUUCCCGGCCCUUUUUUCCUUGUGUCAGCGUGCUCACAAAAUGCUGUGGUAAGCCUAGCCAAGCCAGCCAGCGGCCGAGGCGGAAUUUCGCAGGUUUGUGUACAGCUCUUCCUGGGCCCUGAAUCUUCCACUCCUACCCACGUCACAACGGCUCCAAGUCGGGGCCCGGCGUCGUUCCACGCGCGCACUGCGCAUCUCGCCCGGGGCUCUAUCUAGCCAUUUGCGCUCGACACACACACACACACAGGCACCCGCGCGCUGUGUCGCUGGUAAAAGGCACCGGGCGUUUUACGCUGAGGGGGGGAUGGCAUUGGCAAAAUGAUUUCGCGCUGUCGCGGUGCGGAACGCAUGCCAACAGAUUGCCCAGCUGACCGGCAAGUCACCGAUCCCCGCUCCCCACAUCCCCAUAAUGACAAUCUCAGGAGCCCCCCUAUCAUCUGACGAGGAGCGGCCAAUCAGCGUCCUCCGAAAAGUGAUGGCGACAGCGGGUUGCGGUCGUUGUUUCUCAGGGGCUGAGACUUGGCGCCAUUUACCCCAGACCUAGGGGCACUGCCACGGCCGUGAGAUUGCGGAGGAUAUAAAGCGUGUGUGAGCGGGAGCGUAUCUCCCAUUCUUGUCCGUGUCUGCUCCCUGCCAUGGUCAACCUUCGCCGCGUUGAAGAUCGCCCGACUCCGAAGGAGGUGUACAACUGGAGAGUCUACGCCAAUGCGAUCUUCGCCGCUUGGGCCGCCGUCACCACCAGUUACGACUCGGCUUUCAUUGGCACGUCGAUCAGCUUGACGAGCUUCAAGACCGAGUUCAAUCUGCUGCACAAGAGCGCGCACGAGCUCAACUUCAUCUCCGCCAACAUCGUCUCCGUUUUCCAAGCGGGAUGCUUCUUCGGCGCCUUCGCCGGUUACGGCCUGGGCUACUACCUGGGGCGCAAAAUCGGCCUCCUCGUCGCCAGCUCCAUCUUCAUCGUCGGCGCCGUCAUGCAAUGCGUCGCGACUGGGUCCACCGGGCUCGGGCUCAUGUAUGCGGGUCGGAUCAUCGUGGGUCUGGCGGUCGGAAUUGCGUCCAAUCUGGCUCCGAUUUACGUCGCCGAAAUUGCGCCGCCUGCUAUCCGCGGCCGUCUGAUCGGUCUGUACGAACUGUGCUGGCAGACGGGUGGUGUCAUCGGCUUUUGGAUUAAUUAUGGUGUUACGCAACACAUCGGUCCGAGCCGCAAGCAGUGGCAGAUGGCCUUUUUCGUCCAGCUGAUUCCCGGUGGGAUGCUCUUCAUCGGCUCGCUGUUCAUGGUCGAGUCGCCGCGAUGGCUCGCGUCCAGGGACCGCAACUCCCAGGCGCUGCGCAACCUGGCCACGCUGCGCAAUCUCCCCGAGGACGCGCCCUACGUCGUGGAGGAGCUGGCCGAGAUCGAAGCCGGGAUCGCGCACGAACGGAGUCUCGCUGGGGCCGGGUUCUUCGGGCCCCUGCUCACCGUCUUCCGCAGCAAGGCGCUGAUGUACAGGCUGUUCAUUGGAUGCAUCAUGUUCGCCUGGCAGAACGGCACGGGUAUCAACGCCAUCAACUACUACUCGCCGACGAUCUUCAAGUCUAUCGGGAUCACCGGAACCAACACGAGUCUGCUCACGACUGGGGUGUACGGCCUCAUCAAGCUGUUUGGCGCGCUCGUCUGGCUGCUAUACCUGGUGGACACCUUCGGCCGUCGCUGGGUGCUCAUCGUCGGUUCCGCCGGAGGGGCUGUCUGCAUGUACUACAUCGGCGCAUUCAUCGCUGUCUCGCAGCCCACGCGCCACGUGACGACCACGAUCGGACCGGGCGGCCGCAGCGCGAUUGCGUUCUUCUACCUGUGGACGAUCUUCUACGGCCCGACGUGGAACGGCACGCCGUGGGUGUACGGCGCUGAGAUCUUCCCGCAGCACGUGCGGACGUUCACGCAAGCGUGCAUCGCUGCGUCGAACUGGCUGUUCGGCUUCAUCAUCGCGCGGUUCACGCCGCAGAUGUUCGCGACGAUGGGCUACGGCGUGUAUCUCUUUUUCGCGACGCUCAUGGUGUUUUCGAUUCCGUUCGUCUACUUUGUGAUACCCGAGACGAAGCAGAUCCCGCUGGAGCGGAUGGAGGAGCUGUUCGCGCCCGAGCUCAAGCCCCGGAAAGCACACGGCAUCGUCAUGGCGCGCGUGCACGAGACCCGGGCGCUGCGCGACGAGAGUCCGCGCUCCGUGUCGCUCGACGAGAAGUCGGCGCAGAUCCAGCGCGAGAAUGUGUAAGAUGACGAUUUGGGAUAUUUCUGCUCGGUUAACCUCAUGUAUAAUGUACGCUACGACGAUCUACUGCAAUCAACUCUCCGGUUGGGACUAUUUUGGUCGGAUCACCUGGCUAUAAUUGGACUGCUGCGGUUUUGGAUCUGGUCAGCCUCUCUUCCUUUGAUCAGGUCAGGUGCUGCACUUGGUCAGCUCUCAGCGCCGUGGAAGCUAUCCGGCCGUGGGUGACGCAUAGCAUCAAGCCGCCAGUCAAUACUGAAUCUACCCACGGUCCAUUGCCAUUCCGCCAUGUUCAGCCGCCUCCCAACCCGGGUCCAACAUUCAACCGGGCUGCAAGUCACACGUAUGGUCGGGUCAACGAGGUCCUGCGUCUCAACCGUGCAGAACCGGAGCCAGGCUCUCCCUCGCUGUCGGAACCCAUCCGGAUAUGCGACACCGCGAACGGCGAACAUACAGCACGUUCGUAACCACAGAUGACAAUACACCAUCGCACAGUCCAAUAAUCAUCCGUGUUAUCAACAGAUCGAUAAGAUUCGCAGCUUAAAUAGUAGCAUCUUCUCAAGUCAUCUUACCCCACCUCUACUACUCACCCACGCCUACUAGCCAUGAGUUUCUGCAAGGACUGCAUCAGCGGUGUCACCCACGAGGGAACGCCCGAAGGCAAGAUCGAGACCAUCGGCGGAAU
Mycena citricolor is the source of this 3194-nucleotide messenger RNA. Lineage: Eukaryota; Fungi; Basidiomycota; Agaricomycetes; Agaricales; Mycenaceae. The record is from the annotation of a GenBank genome assembly.